Molecule: messenger RNA, 2130 nt
Organism: Microsporum canis CBS 113480
Lineage: Eukaryota; Fungi; Ascomycota; Eurotiomycetes; Onygenales; Arthrodermataceae
Exons: 2
Coding region: 1-2130 (709 amino acids)
Source: RefSeq, a predicted model, not a curated record
AUGUCACUUCCUCAGCUCUACAAGAACCUCACCCUUACAUCCUACGGCAGGAUACGAUAUAAUGAAGAUGACUUACCGGAGGGAUAUGGAAGCGCUAGCCCAUUUUCCAUGGGACUGAAUGCUCUAGUCACCCGCAACGUGGCACCGCUGGUUCGAUCAAUUACACUGCGUGGUGAAUGGCGGGACGAUGGAUUAGAAGAACAUGCCCGAGUUGGAAGAGUCCCGGACUCAUCUAUGAUGCUGAAUAUCAGUGUCCGCGCUGCUAUCGAUAAAAUGGUUGGCUUGGAGAGCUUCAGACCUACAACUAUAAUCCCUCCCAUGCCCAACCUACGCAUUCUCAAGGUCACAGAUAUCGACCCUCUCUGUUAUCCAGAUGAUAUCUCUUUACUAUUAUACGGUAGCAAAAAGUUACGUGAUCUGAGAAUGCAUUGGUCUCCCCGGAUGCGGGAAUCACAAGAACCAAGUGUUGCGCUCACGGACUACUUUCGACGGUGUAUUGCUGCAAAAGCUCCCCUACGAUUGAAGAAGCUUGCAUUUCAAAAUUUUUAUGCUCUUCAUCCCGGAGAAUCGGGGGCUGGGGUUAGCCAUGACUGCCUUGAAGAGGUCACCAUGCUAACGAGUCCCACUGGGAAUGCGGCAAUGACCUUUGUCGAAGCUAGCUGGCCAACUCCAGGGCCCAGGGAAGAGAUGUCAAUGCUAAAGACGUUCCGGAUUGACCGCGUGGAGAAGAGAGGGUUGGAUUUUUUACAACAGUUGACUCCUCUCGAAAACCUAUACUUUGUCAAUCCAUUACGUGAGCCCAUAGAUUAUGUUAACAACUCAAGGCCCGGGGUGGCGUAUCCCUCUUCACCUUCAACACCCCUCCCCAGUGGUACUGGACACCAUACUAUGGCCGCUGACUACCAACAAAACCAAUCAACACCUCCUGCCCCCGGCAUACAGUCAGCAUCAUCAGCUUCACGAGCGUCUUUAAGGGAAAUGCAUGUAUCCACGAUUAUCUCGGUUCAUGGUGCCACCUUGAAGCGCUUACUUCUCCCCGCACGAAUGAAUAUACCCGUACCUCUUGUCGUGAAGCUGGUUCAUGCUUGCCCGAAUCUGGAGCAGCUUGCAAUGGCUGUCGAUACCAACAGCCUCGAAGUAAUCGGGCUCGUACUGCCCUUCCUAAGGAAACUCCAAGCUCUCCGAAUACUUAUCCCAACUUCUCAGGAUAGCGACCUGAGAACUUCAACGUCAACGGACAAUACACAUGCAGGCGGAAGAGGCCAAACUGAAUCCAAUGGAAAUGUUAACAACACUCUUGGGUCAGAUAUUAUGCCACGACCUGAUCUGUCGAUUCUUCCUCCAUCCGAUGCACGGGACAUUGCAAGGCUGGUUGACAUUGACGAUGCUUUUCAUAUUGAGACACUUUCACUGCAUCUCGCAGGGCCAAUUUUCAGCAGCAUUAAAGUAAUCGGUAUUGGCUGGAAGGCGUGGCAAGUCGGUGGACUAUACAAAGUUCCAGCCCCAGCCCGUAGUCGCAAUACGACAGCUGCUGGUGAUAUACCUAACGGCCAAGGCAUGAUGGAUUUCACAGCUGACGUGUCUAAUCCAAGCCCAAAUGGUAAUAACACACUCGCAAAUUCAAACCACCCCUCCAUACCGAGGGUCGAAAGCUAUUGUUCAGAUAAUAGCUACAAUGCAUCAUCAUGGCCAACGCAACCACCACAAUCUGCAAAUUCCCCACCAGGAAGCAGAAUUCCACUAGGCAAGCGAAAAUAUAAUGGACAGAGCUCCUCCGUCCCUCCUGCGUCGCCCGGUGGAGAAACAUUUUCUCCAACCGAACCAAAAUCUAAAAAGCAGCUACAAAGUUUCCAAACAGUUACUUCAAAUAUCAACGCUGGAUACAGCAAUAUCGCUGAAAAUACUACAAAAUCUGAUAACAAACCCAAUCUCCCCUUGGUCUCCUUCAUAGAUAAGGCGAUCCUCGCCCAGAUCCCAGAAAGUAUGCGGCAUAGUCUCAAGGACUGCUUUACUGAAGUGAGAGGGGGUUCUACGGACGAGCCAUUUGUAUGGAAACGACACGUCAAGCGAGUGGGCUGGGAUGUCUUGAAACACUGGGAGAUAUGGGGACUCGAUGUUCAGGAAAUUUGA